GGAGAAAUUCUUUGGCACAAUGUGACACCCCCACACACCAGAGCACGAUGAGCUUCACCCACGACAAGUUAGCUGAUAAUAUUUAUUGGAUUCGAGAAGAAGACACUAGGGAAUGUUUUCCAUUAAUGUACCUAAUUCUCGGAACAGAAGAUACAGCUUUACUAAUUGAUACUGGAUGUGGUUGUGGUAACAUCUACCAUUACUUACGUUCAUUGUCCUUUAUGGAGAAUAUGAAAAUAAUUGUCGUCAUCACUCAUAAUCAUCCCGAACAGACGGGAGGCAAUUGGCGGUUUUCAACAACCGGCAAUAAUGGAUUGGCUCAUUUGGUGGAAGAUUUGUGUGCCGGGCGCAAGAAUAAAUAUUAUACCCGGUUGAUGGAUAGUAGCUGGCAUUGGGAAAUCGAAACGUACAAAGUGACCCGGUGGCUAAAUGAUGGAGACAAAAUUAUAUUGGGAGAUGAAUCACAUUUGAUGAAUAUUGUUCAGGUCAUGUGGACUCCUGGACAUACUCCCGACAGUAUUGUACUUUGGUAUCCGUACGCUAAUCGUCUAUUUGUCGGUGACCUCUUUUACCGUUUUGAUGAUAUAAUGUUCACCUACCAAUAUACAGACAUUCGACAGUACGAAAAUUCAGUCAGAAGUAUUUUGAAGUUUGUGAAAAGUCAAGAUGUUGAGGUACGAUAUUCUGCAUCAAAAAACGACACCGAUAAUAACUGCCUCCCAACGUUCAAGCUUUAUCAUAGGUUCUUAUUGGCUGUUAUUGCAGGAACACAUGUUGGAACACAUUUAAGAAUUGAUGAGGCGGAAGGAGUUCGUUACGAAACAAGAGAUAAAAGUAUGAAGAUUGUGAUUGGACGAAACAUUGUCAGAAAGUUGAUUGAAGCUAGAGAAAAAGCCACUCAAGUGCAUUAAUAUGUAUGGUAUUGUUGAGUAAAAUAAUGUGUUUUUUGUUUUGACGUUCAAUAAAAUAUAUUCAUACUUU
Caenorhabditis elegans is the source of this 981-nucleotide messenger RNA. It is a transcript of the gene C03A3.3, whose product is annotated as Metallo-beta-lactamase domain-containing protein. The transcript is spliced from 7 exons. Bases 48 to 911 code for a protein of 287 amino acids. The record is from RefSeq and is marked reviewed. NCBI's taxonomy places the organism in Eukaryota, Metazoa, Nematoda, Chromadorea, Rhabditida, Rhabditidae.